This is a messenger RNA of Eurypyga helias (sunbittern), 457 nucleotides long. Its product is annotated as excitatory amino acid transporter 3-like. Lineage: Eukaryota; Metazoa; Chordata; Aves; Eurypygiformes; Eurypygidae. Gene Ontology annotation, biological process: L-glutamate transmembrane transport. Gene Ontology annotation, molecular function: L-cysteine transmembrane transporter activity; L-glutamate transmembrane transporter activity; glutamate:sodium symporter activity. The record is from RefSeq and is a predicted model, not a curated record. Gene Ontology annotation, cellular component: plasma membrane. The transcript has 3 exons. The annotation marks the transcript as partial.
ACUUGCAAUCCAUUCUACCAUAAUUCUACCACUGAUCUACUUAAUAAUAGUAAGAAAAAAUCCUUUUCGGUUUGCCAUGGGGAUGGCUCAGGCACUUCUGACAGCCCUCAUGAUUUCUUCCAGUUCAGCAACUUUGCCUGUCACCUUCCGCUGUGCGGAAGAAAAAAACUUCAUCGACAAAAGAAUUACCAGGUUCGUUCUUCCAGUUGGAGCCACCAUCAACAUGGACGGCACAGCUCUUUAUGAAGCAGUAGCAGCUGUAUUUAUUGCACAACUGAAUGACUUAGAGCUGGAUAUUGGCCAAAUAGUUACUAUUAGUGUCACAGCUACAGCUGCCAGCGUCGGGGCUGCAGGCGUCCCCCAGGCUGGACUUGUCACCAUGGUGAUUGUACUGAGUGCUGUCGGCCUGCCUGCCGAAGAUGUUACCCUGAUCAUUGCAGUUGACUGGCUUCUGUAA